Messenger RNA from Danio aesculapii, 1915 nucleotides. RefSeq names its product glutamate receptor ionotropic, NMDA 3A-like. The transcript is spliced from 2 exons. The coding region runs from base 601 to 1392 and encodes 263 amino acids. The record is from RefSeq and is a predicted model, not a curated record. Lineage: Eukaryota; Metazoa; Chordata; Actinopteri; Cypriniformes; Danionidae.
AGUUAAAGCAUAGCACAGCCAGUGCAAUAAUCCGCACUAUUCUGCACCAGCGCCAUUCGGGGAGUUUAUCAACACGUUUAAACGUCCGUUUUAGUUCUUAUACAGUUUGUGCGUAAAUUGCAUACAUUCCUGGAGAUCCGUAAUUUUUAUUUUUAUUUAACGUGAUCAAAUACAAGAUGGAAUACUGGUUGCCUGCUAAAAUACAUACAAAUGGAAAAUCUAACUAUAUCAUAUUCUUGGACUUUUCAUAUGCUGAUGCGGAGAACAGAAUCGGUUUGGAUUUGUGCAGUCAGUUUACAUAUUAGAACGAGCUGCCUUUUCACCUGUUUGGAGAGCGCGUAAAACUCGUUUUUGAUUGUUUCCUCCAAAGGUUUUGUCAGUAAACGCGUUUGAGAUGAGAAACGAGUGUUUUGAUCCGCGCUGGACACUUGCACUGCUGGCGAUCCUUCAGAAGCCUGUUGGAGAGGAGCGCAACUUUGCUGCGUCUAGGAGAUUCACCGGUGAUCCAUCAUCUAUCCAGCGCUGUGCAGGAGCCACCGGGCGCGCAGGUGGACGCGGAUCCCGUCGUUUCCAAAGCUUAACCGAGCCUUGUUUAGAGUAAUGCCGGGCUCUUGGAUCUGGGGUGCGCUGGGAAGGUUGAUGUGGCUUUCAUUUCUUGCGCCAAGCGCUUUGAUAAUGAUCCUCGUUCCUCCGGCGUCUCUGGCGCAUCCACAACCAUGUCAGAUUCUUAAGAGAAUCGGACAUACGGUGAGAGUCGGAGCUCUGCAUCUUCAGCCUCGAGUAUUCAGGCAGGAUUCCUUCAGUGGGAGAGAUCUGGACUGGGAUGCGGACAGAGAAAUGUGGGAAGAGUGGGAUGUGAUAUUUCAAAGUGACCACGAAGAAGACUGGAGGGGUAUUAGGACUAAAAGCUCUGUGAAUAACCUCAACAAGGCCUCCAAAAGUAAAGCCGUACUCAAACAAGUGGCUCCGGAUGUUGUGUUUCUGCCACGAGACUCAGUAAUACUCGCUUCAGAGAGCCUCAAUCGAGUGGCAGGGCUUUUACCUUACAACCUCACGCUCGAGAUUGUCAUGGCUGUGGAAGCAGGGCUCGGAGAAUUACCUGCUUUCUCCUUUUCCUCUUCAUCUACACCUGCCUGUGCGGAUCCCGUGUCGUUCCUGCAAAGUGUUUGCCACACUGUCAUUGUUCAAGGAGUUUCUGCCAUCAUUUCCUUUCCACAAAACAGAGACGAACUGGUGAAGUUGGAAUUUAUUGCCUCAACGCUGCAGAUUCCAGUCAUCAGCGUCGUCCAGAGUGAAUUCAAACGCCAGACACAGAACUUACUCCAUUUCCAGAUGGCCAUGCAAAUCCCCAAACCUCUCAAGCCAAUCUCAUCUUCUCCCUGCUGUCCAUGAAUAACUGGUUUGAUGUCAGUCUGGUGAUGUGUCAACAGAUGAACAUUUCAGACUUUGUUUUCUUGCUCCACAACAACUCCAAAUUUCACCUGGGAACCGUCCUUAAGAUUUCCACCAACAGCAGCUCCAAAAACGACUUUCACAUAUUCCUGCAAGCCCAACUGGAGUCCAUCAAGGACUCGACAUCUACCUUAGUGACCUUCGGAUGUGACAUCAGGGAUAUUAGGAGAAUCUUCACCACCAUUGCAAAGUUUGGUUUGAUUCUUCCUGAUUACCACUGGAUUAUAGGAGACUCUCAAAAUGUGGAGGAAUUACGGACCGAGGGGCUCCCUAUGGGUCUUCUUGCACACGGGCGUAUGGGCGAGCCUUCGCUGGAUCACUAUGUCCAGGAUGCUCUGGAGCUGGUGGCGCGAGCGGUGGGAUCUGCCGCCACUGUCUCUCCAGAGCUGGCACUGAUUCCUGGCACCACGAACUGCCUGGCAAGGCUUGAGGCUAAAAAUCUCACAUCAGGAAUCUUUCUGUC